AUGAAUUCAGCUGGAGACGAAUUGCAUCCAAACUGGUUGGCACUAACCACUUUGCCGCUACAACUGAAACGUUUCGUCCGAGCUGGCCAGAUAGAAUGCGCCCAGCAACCAAUAAAAGACACCAAGCACAAAAUAAACGGUCUGGACGGAGCUGAUGCACAGAAGUUCUAUGAGGAAGUUUUGCACACACCAGCUACUAGUAGAGCCAUUCCCACACACACACAUAAGAAGUCAAAUGGAUCCGGGAGGGAUCCACUGCUGCCGUUCGACAAGAGCAAGUUCUUCCGCUACGCCAUCAGCAACAAGGUGGAGGAGAUGUCUCAAAUGCUCAUCACAGACAAGGCCAUGGAGCUGAACGCCUGCGACGUCUAUGGUUGGACGGCACUUAUGAUGGCUGCAUGUGAGGGUGCCAAGGAUGCGGUAGCAUGGCUUCUACAUAAUGGGGCGCACGCAGAUGUCCGAGACUAAUCUGGUAACACGGCUCUCACACUGGCCAUGCUGAAAGGUCAUACGGAAGUAGUACAAAUUCUAGAAACUGCACCCAAUUCAGAAAAAGCUGAUAUACCGGAAGAAAUAGCCGGCGACCCGACAACGCCCUUCCAUUGUCGUAUCUGCAAAAGAAACUACAAGGAGACACGGUGGAUGUUUGAUACACCGUGGAAUGUUCAUCAAACAUCCACCGUGCACCAGUUCAAUAUGAAAGCUUUUCCGCCCCACAAGCUGGAAAAGUUUAACAUAUCUUCCAAAAAUCGUGGCCUGCAGCUAAUGGUCAAGCAGGGCUGGGACCGAGAGCACGGGCUGGGACCUAACCAAAGUGGACGCUUAUAUCCGGUGAAGACAGUGCUAAGAAAACAACGAACCGGCCUCGGGAUCGAGCAAUCACCCGCAAGGGUUGCACAUUUCCAAGCAUUCGACACGAAUGCAACAAGGAGAAGGGGUCCAGUGCCUCAGCAGCGACGCACUCGUCAAGAUAUGCAGCGUGAAAAAGUGCGAGACUGGAAGCGUAAUCGACGCCUUCGCAGUGAAUUAAAUUAA
Drosophila persimilis is the source of this 1035-nucleotide messenger RNA. Its product is annotated as G patch domain and ankyrin repeat-containing protein 1 homolog. Gene Ontology annotation, molecular function: protein binding; nucleic acid binding. The record is from RefSeq and is a predicted model, not a curated record. Lineage: Eukaryota; Metazoa; Arthropoda; Insecta; Diptera; Drosophilidae.